ACUAUAAAUAGGGCAUCUCUGGUUCUGUUAGUUCACUCUAGUCAGAAGGCGAUUUUCUUCCCGAUAUGUCUGGGCGCGGGAAGCAGGGCGGCAAGGCGCGCGCCAAGGCCAAGACGCGCUCGUCGCGGGCCGGGCUGCAGUUCCCCGUGGGCCGCGUGCACCGCCUGCUGCGCAAGGGCAACUACGCCGAGCGGGUCGGCGCCGGCGCGCCCGUGUACCUGGCGGCCGUGCUGGAGUACCUGACUGCCGAGAUCCUGGAGCUGGCGGGCAACGCGGCGCGCGACAACAAGAAGACGCGCAUCAUCCCGCGCCACCUGCAGCUGGCCAUCCGCAACGACGAGGAGCUCAACAAGCUGCUGGGCAAGGUGACCAUCGCGCAGGGCGGCGUGCUGCCCAACAUCCAGGCCGUGCUGCUGCCCAAGAAGACCGAGAGCCACCACAAGGCCAAGGGCAAGUGAACUGCAAGAUUCGGAUCUUUUUCAACUUCAACCAAAGGCUCUUUUCAGAGCCACCCACAUUUCCACUAAAAGGGCUUGCCUGUUUCGUGUUGUAACCACUACUUAAAAGGGACUUCUAGUACAGUUGUCAUGUCAGUACAUAAACAUCCUUGAAAGGAGACACUAACUAUACAUUAGAAAGUUGAAUACGUGUCAUCAUCACAGUAAAACGGACACUUACUGUGUGUCAAGUGAGUAAUGUGAUACCUCAGACCCUCGGGGUAAAAUACCUCAGGAUUAAAAGUGAAGU
Phyllostomus hastatus (greater spear-nosed bat) is the source of this 747-nucleotide messenger RNA. RefSeq names its product histone H2A type 1. Bases 66 to 458 code for a protein of 130 amino acids. Lineage: Eukaryota; Metazoa; Chordata; Mammalia; Chiroptera; Phyllostomidae. The record is from RefSeq and is a predicted model, not a curated record. Gene Ontology annotation, cellular component: nucleosome. Gene Ontology annotation, molecular function: structural constituent of chromatin; protein heterodimerization activity; DNA binding. The transcript has a single exon.